Messenger RNA from Trichechus manatus latirostris (Florida manatee), 3312 nucleotides. It is a transcript of the gene UGDH, whose product is annotated as UDP-glucose 6-dehydrogenase. Gene Ontology annotation, molecular function: UDP-glucose 6-dehydrogenase activity; NAD binding. The coding region runs from base 62 to 1759 and encodes 565 amino acids. The transcript is spliced from 12 exons. Gene Ontology annotation, biological process: glycosaminoglycan biosynthetic process. NCBI's taxonomy places the organism in Eukaryota, Metazoa, Chordata, Mammalia, Sirenia, Trichechidae. The record is from RefSeq and is a predicted model, not a curated record. Gene Ontology annotation, cellular component: nucleus.
UCGGGGUGGAGUGCUGGGAUGCGGCUCUGGGCAGAGUGUGGGAGGGCCUGGCUGCUAGGGAAUGACGCCUCCGUCUUCUCGGGCAGAAACCUUUAAAUACGGGCUCUGGCCCGCGGCUCGGGGUGUGGCGCUUGGCACCUUGAAGGAAGGGCGUGCAGUGCGAGGACAUCUGGCGGAGGAGAGCGCGGGUGCAGAAUCUGCGGCCCAAAGGGAGGUGCUGUCGAGCAGCCGAGCAAGGAGCGGCCGCCGCGUUCGGGGCUGGAAGUGGACAAUCAUGUUUGAAAUUAAGAAGAUCUGUUGCAUUGGUGCGGGCUAUGUUGGAGGACCCACGUGUAGUGUCAUUGCUCAGAUGUGCCCUGAAAUCAGGGUAACAGUAGUUGAUGUCAAUGAAUCGAGAAUCAAUGCAUGGAACUCUCCUACACUUCCUAUUUAUGAGCCGGGACUAAAAGAAGUGGUAGAAUCCUGUCGAGGAAAAAAUCUCUUUUUUUCAACGGAUAUUGAUGAUGCCAUUAAGGAAGCUGAUCUUGUAUUUAUUUCUGUGAAUACUCCAACAAAAACCUAUGGAAUGGGGAAAGGCCGGGCUGCAGAUCUGAAGUACAUUGAAGCUUGUGCUAGGCGCAUUGUGCAAAACUCACAUGGGUACAAAAUUGUGACUGAGAAAAGCACAGUUCCAGUGCGCGCAGCAGAGAGUAUUCGUCGCAUAUUUGAUGCAAACACAAAACCCAGCUUGAACUUACAGGUGCUGUCCAACCCUGAGUUCUUGGCAGAGGGGACGGCCAUCAAGGACCUAAAGAACCCUGACAGAGUACUGAUUGGAGGGGACGAAACCCCAGAGGGCCAGAGAGCCGUGCAGGCACUGUGUGCAGUAUAUGAGCGCUGGGUUCCCAAAGAAAAGAUCCUCACCACUAAUACUUGGUCUUCAGAGCUUUCCAAACUGGCAGCAAAUGCUUUUCUUGCCCAGAGAAUCAGCAGCAUUAACUCUAUAAGUGCCUUGUGUGAAGCAACAGGAGCUGAUGUAGAAGAGGUAGCAACAGCCAUUGGAAUGGACCAGAGAAUUGGAAAUAAGUUUCUGAAAGCCAGUGUUGGUUUUGGUGGGAGCUGCUUUCAGAAAGAUGUUCUGAAUUUGGUUUAUCUCUGUGAGGCUCUGAAUUUGCCUGAAGUAGCUCGUUAUUGGCAGCAGGUCAUAGACAUGAAUGACUACCAGAGAAGGCGAUUCGCUUCCCGGAUUAUAGACAGUCUGUUUAAUACAGUGACUGAUAAGAAGAUAGCUAUUUUGGGGUUUGCAUUCAAAAAGGACACUGGUGAUACAAGAGAAUCGUCUAGUAUAUAUAUUAGCAAAUAUUUGAUGGAUGAAGGCGCACACCUCCAUAUAUAUGAUCCAAAAGUACCAAGGGAACAAAUAGUUGUGGAUCUUUCUCAUCCAGGUGUUUCGGCAGAUGACCAAGUGUCCCGACUUGUGACCAUUUCCAAGGAUCCAUAUGAAGCAUGUGAUGGUGCCCAUGCUGUUGUUAUUUGCACUGAGUGGGACAUGUUUAAGGAAUUGGAUUAUGAGCGCAUUCAUAAAAAAAUGCUGAAGCCAGCCUUUAUCUUUGAUGGACGACGUGUCCUGGAUGGGCUCCACAAUGAACUACAGACCAUUGGCUUCCAGAUUGAAACAAUUGGCAAAAAGGUGUCUUCAAAGAGAAUUCCAUAUGCUCCUUCUGGUGAAAUUCCAAAGUUUAGUCUUCAGGAUCCACCUAACAAGAAACCCAAAGUAUAGACAUUACCAUUUUUAUUUCUGUUUUUUUGGUACUUCAGGAUGACAGAUACCUAUCUGAUGUUAAAUGAUACGUGAACCAAGUGUUUUUAAGAAAGUAAAACUAUUUUUUUAAUAAUCAAGUUUAUACUAGCUAUACUACACAUAUCUGAUAAUUAUGAAUCUAGAAUAUUUUUUACAUAUUUUUAUAAUAUUGUUACCUCAAUUAUUGGAUGAAUGGAAAACAAUCAUGUCAGUUUUAGUUGUGUCGUUUUUUGUACAAUAAAAAAUUAAACUUCAAACACUUCUUACUUACAAAAUGCCCAUAGGCAGCACUUUACUAUCACAUUGGAAAGAGAAAGGUACUCUUCAUGUUUCUGGUCAUUGGUUUAUUCACUUACUGUUAAACAUGUAAUUGGAAGCCAUGAAAUUGCUAUGCUGCAUACUGGGCCAAACCUGUUAACCUUUUGGGUUUCUGGUUUAAUUGGGUAAUGUGUUUUCCAAGCCAUCUCUUGUGUCUCUGAGCUGAGAAGGGAAUGUGAUGAAUAGGAUAGGGCCUCUUGUGCUUUAUUUUUUGUAUAUGCUUAGAACAUUUUCCCUAUGCUUCCAUUUUGGAAUUAAUUUUACAAGUAUGGUCUGGUUAAAGUCUCCUCAGUUCCUUUGUUUUAAUGAGCAGUGUCAUUGGUUUUUUAGCCCAAAAAUAUCAUCUCUGUACAGUCAAUGCAAAAAUGAUUAAAAGGCCUUUUUUUUUUUUUUAACAUUAAGAGAAUAUACGUAAUAUGAACUCUUUCCUCUUUAUAUCUCAGUUUUCCUUAGUGAUCAUUAUUUUCUAGUCCAAGAGCCAAAAAUAUUUGUUACCUUGCCUUUGCAUUCUUACUUUUUUUUUUUAAUAAUAUUUUACUACAUUUUAGGUGAAAGUUUACACAGCAAAUUAGUUUUCCAUUUAACAAUUUUUAUACAGUUUGUUCUGUGCCUUUGGUUACAAUUUAUACUAUGUGUCAACCUUCUCAUUAUUUCCAUUCUGUUUGUUUUGUUUCCAUUGAUCUAGCUUCCCUUCCCUUCCUCUGCUUGGCUUCUCAUUUUUGCUUUAGGGUAAAUGUUGACUGUUUGGUCUAAUAUAGCUGAUCGUUUAAGAAACCGGAUUACUCAUAGGUUAUGUUGUUUAUUUUAUAAGCCAAUCUAUUAUUUGGCUGAAAGGUGACCUCCGAGAAUGGCUUCAAUUCCAAGUUCAAAGAGUGUCUUAGGUUGACAGUCUCGGGGGUUCCUGUAGUGUCUGUCAGUCCAGUAGGUCUGUGCAUUCUUACUUCUAUUAGUAAUUGUAACUUUUCCCACUUUGCUUUAAAUAAGAAAAACAAUAUAAUCUCAUGUAUAAAUCUAAAGAGUAGAUUUUACAAAUUACUUAUAGCAGCAUUAUAAAGUAAGAAUUUUUGUUUGUAAGUAUUUCCAUCUGCUUUUCUCUUACAUCUGUUGUUGACGUUUAUAUUUGCAAUGAUUGCUUUCUGUUGUGUUGUAUCAUUAUUGAACUAUGUCAGAUGUUCACUUGAUGGUUGUGCUCUGCUGAAUUUGUACAAACUGAG